AUGACAGCCUCUGUCGUGAGCGAGUACUAUAGCGCCGGUGGAAACAGACACUCCGGCGCCGCUGACUGGUCUGCCAUUUCUGGGCUCGUCGCCUUUGGAGCGGAUCAAAAUGUGGGCAUCUGGUCACCUCUGAAUGACGCGGGACGCGGCAUCUCCGCCCUCCUCAGCGGGCACAAGGCGAAAGUCACGGCCGUCAGUUUCUUGACAUGUCCAUCAAGCUCGACCCCAGAUGAGCUUCUGGUGACGGGUAGCGCGGACGGCGAAAUUGCUGCUUGGAAACAAGACGGCUCGAGUCGACAGGGACGCUGGCAUUGUCUGUCCAGGGUAACAGCGCACGAUGGAACCGUCAACACCAUCUCCUGUCUUGGUGCACACAACAUCUUCGUCACCGGAGGAGCCGACGCCACCGUCAAAGUAUGGAGAGUCCACGUGCAGGAAAGCCAGAUUGAGGCGCUGGCAACACUCCCUCUCAAGCCGAGGUUCAUCCCCCUCGCCCUGGCUGUUGGUCUCUUUGGCUCGGACGAGUCCCAGAGAACAGCCUUCCUGGUCGUAGGGGGAACGCGCAACGACAUCCAGGUCUUCUCGCUCGAGAACUUGCCCUCGAAGCCUCAGAUCAAGCUCCGCGCUACGCUGACGGGACAUGAAGCGUGGAUUCGGUCGUUGGCACUGACUCGCACAGGCGAUGCGGAUGAUGAUGAUGGAGGAUACCUACUCGCGUCGGCCAGCCAGGACAAAUACGUGCGCAUCUGGCGCUUCCGCUCAGGUAAUCAGCAGAGUGCUGUCCUCACUUCGACGGCCACGAACGCACCCAGCACACUGGCGGCGAAGGUUCAAACAGUCACGGCCGGCUCAUAUACCUGCUCCAUCACAUUCGAGGCUCUCCUCCUCGGCCACGACGACUGGAUCUACUCGGCGUCAUGGAGUCCUGGCACCAGAACCGGCGCAGGCGAUGCUCGACUCCUGACCGCGUCCGCCGACGGCUCCCUGUCCAUCUGGGAAUCCGACCCCAUCUCCGGGAUCUGGCUCAGCGUCUCCCGUCUCGGAGAGAUCAGCAGUCAAAAAGGCGCCACCACGGCGACCGGCUCGGCCGGAGGGUUCUGGACCGCACUAUGGAGCCCCGACGGCAAGGCUGUCACCUCGCUCGGGCGCACGGGAAGUUGGCGCCUCUGGCAGUACGAUGCGGAGUCUCAAUUCUGGACCCAGCGACACGGCAUCAGCGGCCACGUCGGCGCCGUCACGGGACUGUGCUGGUCCCCGGACGGGAGCUACCUCCUGACCACGAGCGCCGAUCAAACCACGCGACUCCACGCCCAGUGGAAGCGAGGUGGCAAGCGGAGCUGGCAUGAAUUCUCCAGGCCGCAGAUCCACGGCUACGAUCUGAACUGCAUAACGAGCAUUUCACCGUGGCAGUUCUGCAGCGGCGCAGACGAGAAACUCCUCCGCGUGUUCAAUCAGCCGAGAGACGUGGCCGGCAUCUUGAACCGGCUUUGUGGGAUUUCAUUGCCCGCGGCGGCAGGGACGGAGGCGGGUGGGCAGAACACUUCUAUAUCCAUGCCCGAAAGGGCGGCAAUCCCUGUGCUGGGACUGUCAAACAAGGCGAUGGACGAGAGCGAAGUCGUGGAAGCGAACGAUCUGGACACUACAGGCACAGCCGACGAUAUGGGUGCUUUGGGCGCGCCCUCGCUCGCCACCAUCAGCGAACCACCCACCGAGGAUCUCCUGUCGCGCCACACGCUCUGGCCCGAGCACGAAAAGCUGUACGGCCACGGCUCCGAGAUCUCCGAGGUCGCGACGUCGUGUGUGUCUUUGUCUUCGGCAUCGGCAUCAUCUCCCGGCGCCGUCCUCGCCACAACAUGUAAAGCCAGUUCGACCGACCAGGCCGUCAUUCGCCUCUACGACACGACCAGCUGGACCGAGACGAAACCGGCUUUGUCUGCCCAUUCGCUGACCGUCACGAGGCUCGCGUUCUCCAAGGGGCGGGAUGAGGCCGAGUACCUGCUCAGUGUAGGCAGGGACAGACAGUGGGCCCUUUUCAGGCGGGGGAAUGACCCUGUCGAAGCAGCAGAUGGAAAGACGGACAGUAAAACUAAUAACACCAAGGAUUGGAUCCGCAUUGCCAACAACCCCAAAGCCCACAGCCGGAUGAUCCUCGAUGCCGCCUGGCUACCGGGUACCGAGGACCCAAGCUUCGUCACAGCAGGACGAGACAAAACAAUAAAGAUAUGGUCGGGCAAGCGGAGUCAGAACCAGAAUCAUGACCGUGACCAUGACCGUGACCACGACUACAACUACGAAUUCACCCUGAAAGCCUCGAUCGCGCGGUCCAGCCCCGUCACCGCCAUUGCCGUCGCGGAAGUACCUACCGGCUCGACCCGAGACGGCACAUCCAACACAAAGAUCCUCGCCGCGGGACAGGGCGACGGCACCAUCUCACUUCACGUGAUCGUGCUCGAUCGGGAAGUGUCCGCUGCGCCAACGUCGACGGUAUUAUCCAAAUCCAAGAGCGUUGACCUGUCGAGGGAUCUAUGUCCAUCGCGUGCGGUGAACAGGUUGGCGUGGCGGCCUCGGAGCCAGUCUUGGGUUGGGGCGAGCGAGGCGGGCGAGGGGACCGACAUAGGCAUAGGCGUAGGCACAGACACAGACACAGACACAAGCCCGCCCGGUACAAACAGUGCGAAUCCAGCAACAGCAACAGCAACAGCAACAGCAAGUGCUAGAGCUAGAGCUAGAGCUAGAGUGAAUGUUGGCGAGUUGGCAGUGGCGUCGGCGGACGGGUCGGUGCGGAUCUUGAGCAUUGACCUGGACCUGGACGAGCUGGCGCGGGGGAGUUGUUGA
Cladophialophora carrionii CBS 160.54 is the source of this 2835-nucleotide messenger RNA. RefSeq lists its product as uncharacterized. The record is from RefSeq and is a predicted model, not a curated record. Gene Ontology annotation, biological process: tRNA wobble uridine modification. NCBI's taxonomy places the organism in Eukaryota, Fungi, Ascomycota, Eurotiomycetes, Chaetothyriales, Herpotrichiellaceae. Gene Ontology annotation, cellular component: elongator holoenzyme complex. The coding region runs from base 1 to 2835 and encodes 944 amino acids. Gene Ontology annotation, molecular function: protein binding. The transcript has a single exon.